Messenger RNA from Plasmodium malariae, 558 nucleotides. Its product is annotated as conserved protein, unknown function. Bases 1 to 558 code for a protein of 185 amino acids. Lineage: Eukaryota; Apicomplexa; Aconoidasida; Haemosporida; Plasmodiidae. The record is from RefSeq and is a predicted model, not a curated record. Gene Ontology annotation, molecular function: protein binding. The transcript is spliced from 6 exons.
AUGAUUUCAGUAACUUUAACAAACAACAGUGUGCGCGAUAAGUUGUCUGACCUAGGUCUGUCUGUUUUUAUAGGAAACUUGAAAAGAGCGAAAAAAUUGUUAAAAAAAAAUGACAUAAAUAGCAAAUUUAUGAACGACAACAGCCUGCUUCACAUAUGCUCCCACAAUGAAGACGCCAACAUGUUUUAUUUUCUCUUAAGCAAAGGAUGUGACCAUAAACAUAUUAAUGCAAACGGAGAUACUUGCUUGCAUAUUAUUGCAUUGAACAAUAACAUUUACUGCCUGGAUAUUCUUUGUCGAAGUUAUAUUAAAGAUAUCAUUAAUAUAAGAAAUAAGGAGGGAGACACAGCUUUACAUAUUUCCAUAAAAAACGGAUUUUUCGAAUUCUUCUCCUUACUAAUAAAAAACGGAGCGGAUGCCCAAAUAAAAGACAAUUUUGACAUGAGCUCAUACGAAUUAUUAGAUCUUUAUCGGAAGAAAGAAAAAUUUUACGAAUGCAAUUCGAACAAAUAUACCAACAUGUUUAACUUGUUAAUAAAUAUGCAAUAUAAGCAUUAA